UGCGCGAGUCGGAUAACCUAAAACAGUCGGUGUAUUACUUGAAAACACAGUUUUAUGUUGAUUUUUGUAUUAAAUUACUUAUUAUGCGUGUUUCCGUUGCUAUAAAAAUAUUACUGCUUUAAUUAUGUAGUGGUAUCGUUUGUGAAAGUGCGUCAUUUAUCGAAAACCUCGUGUUUUUGUUUACAAAAACUAACUUCGUAAACAAAACGAUUGCUUUAUUCGAUUAUAGUUUAUUUUAUAUUGUAUAGUUAAUAUCUUUAAUAUGGUCUAGUAUGAUUUCACUUUGAGUUACUUAUUAAUCUUGUAUGUGGGUAUGAUAAGAUUUUUGAAACAAGUGUUAGUUAGAUAUUCCCAAAAAGAUUUAUUCAGUAAAUUCUGUCCUAAUAGUUUUUUUAAAUACAAAGUCAAUAGGAAAAUGGCCAGUGAUAAUAUAAAAACAAUGAGUGAUUUGAAUUUGGAACAUGUUCCAGUGAAAAAAAAGAAGUUAGAUUCUGAUUUGGAUUUAAAAAUGGAGCAGAGAACUGUUGCCACAAUGUGUGGUGCUUGGAGAGGUGUAGAAGAAGACGGUGGUAUGAUUGUAGUGAUGAAGACAAGACAUCCUUGCGUGAGUCCCGACCCAACCAAAGAGAGUGACUAUCCGGAGAACAUCCAAGAUUUUUGGGAAGCCAGUUUUUGUAGCAACGAAAUUGUUCAGGGUGAAAAAGAGACAGUCAAAAACUGUAUUUUAUCGUGCGAGAAGAGGAAAGCUGAUGACCCUGAUAAUAACAAGGACUUAAAAAAGGCGAAGUUGGAGACAAAAGCUCUGAAGGCGAAAAGGCCCGGCUUCACGGACGACCGAUACAAUGAGACCUCGUAUUAUAUUGAAAAUGGUCUCAGAAAAGUUUAUCCCUAUUACUUCACAUUCACAACCUUCACCAAAGGGCGGUGGGUUGGCGAGAAGAUUCUCGACGUUUUCGCGAGGGAGUUCAGAGCGCACCCCGCAGCUGAGUAUGAGAGGUGCAUUAGAGCCGGCACUCUGACAGUCAACUACGAAAGCGUUGACCCCGUCUACAGACUCAAACAUAACGACCUGCUUGCAAAUGUUGUCCACAGGCACGAAGUACCGGUCACCAGUCAACCGAUCACCCUCGUCCAUAUCGACGAGGAUAUUGUGGUUGUCAACAAACCGGCCUCUAUCCCCGUUCAUCCAUGCGGUCGGUAUCGACAUAACACAGUUGUAUUUAUACUCGCUAAGGAAUACAACUUGAAAAACCUUAGAACUAUCCACAGACUGGACAGGUUAACUUCAGGCCUGCUUUUGUUCGGGAGGAGUCCGAAGAAGGCGCGACAGAUGGAACACCAGAUACGGAACAGACAAGUGCAGAAAGAAUACGUCUGCAGAGUCGACGGCCUGUUCCCAGAAGAGGAGAUCGAAUGUCAAGAACCGAUAGAAGUGGUCAGCUACAAGAUCGGCGUCUGCAAAGUAUCUCCUAAGGGCAAAGACUGUUCGACGAUGUUCAAGAGGCUGGGGUACAACGAGAAAUCCAACACCAGCGUGGUGCUGUGCCGACCUAGGACAGGGAGGAUGCAUCAGAUAAGAGUGCAUCUGCAGUAUUUGGGUUAUCCAGUUGUAAACGACCCGUUGUACAACCACCCAGUGUUUGGGCCCCUCCGAGGCAAGGGAGGAGAUACAGGGGGCAAGACAGACGAACAACUUGUCCGUGACCUCAUCGCCAUACAUAAUGCCGAGAACUGGCUCGGUGUGGACGCAGCUGAUGACGAUCUGCUGUUCUCUAAGCCGGCUUCUGAUGAUAAAGGGGUAGGCGAGGACGACGACACAGGCCCGGCGUCCCGGGAGUCGUCUCCGAGGCUCGAGUCUCCUGCUCCAGGGCUUACACCUUCAUCAGUCAUGACCCCAACUCUACCCAGCCCAUCGAGCGGCGCAGAGGCACCUCUAGAAGUGAAGAGUGAGAUGAGCUGUUCAUCACCGAUCUGCGUAAUGCAACCUUCGCCAGUCGCCUCGCCACAACUAAAUGAUGACUCCAAUGAUGCUAAGUCCGACAAGGUGACAGUAGCGACGCAGACCGGGUGCGCGCCGAGCGCCGAGCCGAGCGCCGAGACCGAGCCGAGCGGCUCGGCCACCAUCGACCCCCUGGCGCCGGACCCCCACUGCUACGAGUGCCGGGUGAGGUACCGCGACCCCAGGCCCAGGGAUCUGGUCAUGUAUCUGCAUGCUUGGAAGUAUAAGGGUCCCGGCUGGGAAUACGAGACGGAGCUGCCACAAUGGGCAAGCGUGGACUGGGAAGAGCCAGAGAAUUCAUAGUUACACGAUCUGACACCACUGAGGAGGCGCCCUGACAGACCACACAUGCCCGAACAUUCAAUACUGAACAUAACACUGUAUUGAUUAAAUAUAAUGAUGAUAUAUUGAAUCGAAGUGAUUUUAGUAUCGGCGCUAAUGUUUUCUAUGAUAAUAAUGAUGUAGUUGUUAAAGAUAAUACUGAUAUAAAUGAAAAAGGCAGGGCGCCAAAUUUAAGACAUUUGGUACUUGGCUGUAUUGUAUCACAUAAGGUGGUUACAAAUUGUAUGGACUAUCAAAUGAUCGCUUAUUACGGUAGCUAUUGAAGUCUUAAUGUACGAAUGGCUAAGAUUACGUCUAUCAUUCAUUACAAGAAUUACUGAUUUGUAGCGAAGCGGUUUUAUGAUGGUCCUAAUUGGCAAAGUUAAACCUAUAGUUUUUUCAUUCAUCCCCGAAAGAAAAUGUUGUAUUUUAUGAUCUCUUUCUUUUAGAGAUAAUGAUAAAAUCAUGGUUGAUUUAGCCAAUCGUAUCCUCCUUUACACGAAGAGGUAAGUUUUUAAAAUAAGUGAGAAUUAGGUAAGGCAUGUUUUUUUGUGUUUCUUCUCUUGCAGCGCUGAUUUUUUUUUCUUUAUUUUUUGUCUUCUCGUUAUGUGACAGAUGCGCGUUUCAUCUCUCUUUCGCACUUAAAUCAAGGAUAUCUUUCUAUCGUGCUGUCACUAAAAAAAUAUGGUUUUUACGUAAGGAUUUAACAUUAGAAUUUAUUUGAUCAAUCUUCAGUUCCUAUCGGUCUAGAAUGUAUCGUCAAGCUUAUUGUAGCAUAGUUUGUAAGAAUGUAACAAUUUGUAAUGAUAUUAAUACCAUACAAAAGUUAUAUCGCUUAGGGGAGGCAGGGUCACAACCAAAAUCUUAAAUGGAUAUAAUAUAAAAAAAUGGAAAUCAUUUUGGGAUAGCUGUUCUACUUCACAAGCAAUUUUUCCAGUAAAUUUUACCUAUAGCUAUUAUAAUUUUGUGUUUGGCAAAGAUGCCAAUAAAAUUCUUAAUCAUAAAAAUAUAUUUUACGGAAACAACUAUGUGAUAAUAGAUAUUUUGAGUUAAUCAAUCUCGGACCACACUGCUAUAUAUUUUCUUAUCGUCUUCAAAUUUGUAAUAAAACAUGACCACUGUUUGGAAAUCGUUUAGAGGGGCUAUCUCGGUAAUAUUAGAAACGUAUAUUCAUAGGAGUAAAAUAUAUACACCGAUAAGACUCUUAUGAACACGGAACAGAAAUUUCCCAAAUUAUGAUACUUACCUAUUAGUACUGUUUACAUGUCUGUUUUUGAUUCCUGCACUCGAGUUUUGCAAAACUAUCAUCCUGAACAACAAUUAUUUCUCACACAAUAAUAAAAGACAAUACAAUAUAUUUCAAUUGAAACUUAAGUCUACAUCUCGUUUUUUUGCGCAGUUGUGAGAUAUACGUAAUGGUAUCACAGACAUCAAUUGCGACGUCACAUUCUCCAGUAUAGACUUAUAUUGUUCGAUAUUCUAUGGUCCCACAAAAUAACAUCGUCCAAAUUGUUAAUUCUGCAUUCAUCGAGAGUUUUGUCAGUGUGUUUGUCGCAUUUUGUAGCUGCGUCGUAAUGUUUGGCUUCCAUAGUUUUGUGUAGUGAAAUUGAAAUAUAUUUAUAGGAGUAACCCCGUGAAAUUUUGUACUUUAAAUACAUUGAACGGUAACUUUGCUAAGUGUUUCGUAGGUACUACCUAUUUGUAUUUCAUUAUGUUUGACACCAUUCAGGCCAGUUGUGAUAUGCAUUUAUACAUUGUUAUUAUGAAAAAGACAGUACUUGAAAAUAUCUAUGGAUAGGUACUUUUAACUGACUUACAUUUGUCAAAAAUCCUUUAAACUGAGAGAAAAGAAACUGUUAAUACUAAUUUAUAACACUUAAAAUGUAUGUCAGCAAGAUAUUUUGAUCUUCGUUCGAUUGAAAAAAAAAAGAGUUAACAGAUAGUUUCCCGCUAAAACUUCAAACUGUCAAUUUUUUCGGAGCAG
Molecule: messenger RNA, 4304 nt
Organism: Amyelois transitella
Lineage: Eukaryota; Metazoa; Arthropoda; Insecta; Lepidoptera; Pyralidae
Product: pseudouridylate synthase RPUSD2
Exons: 13
Coding region: 314-2302 (662 amino acids)
Biological process (GO): pseudouridine synthesis
Molecular function (GO): RNA binding; pseudouridine synthase activity
Source: RefSeq, a predicted model, not a curated record